This is a messenger RNA of Lytechinus variegatus (green sea urchin), 813 nucleotides long. RefSeq lists its product as uncharacterized. The record is from RefSeq and is a predicted model, not a curated record. NCBI's taxonomy places the organism in Eukaryota, Metazoa, Echinodermata, Echinoidea, Temnopleuroida, Toxopneustidae. The transcript has 3 exons. The coding region runs from base 1 to 813 and encodes 270 amino acids.
AUGCCGCGUAGAACUAAACGUAAAGCUGCGACAGCUGCUGAUACAGAUGAUGGCAAUGAAUCGACAUCUUCAACAUCUUCAGUCACGAGGCGCCAAGAGCGUACAGCAGCACCUCAAACCGAAGACUCCCCUGCCAAACACACCCGAAGACAAGAGCACAUGAAAAGAAGUGUCAGUGCUACUGCUGCGUCAUCUGAUGUGACUGAAAGUGAAAAUGUAGCUACAACCUCGGCCAUCUCACCUCCUGUAGAAAUCCCUCGGUUGACCAAGAAAAAAACGAACGUGCAGCAAUCGGCAGCUCCUCCACCUCGGAACCAAUCCCCAAGCAAUAGCACAGAAAGUCAAGAGCAGGAACAGCCUCGCUUCCCGCAGAAAGAGACUGAAUUCAAAACCCGGAAGUCCAUGCGUCGAAUGCUCACUCAGGAUGAAGAGGACGAUCUCGUGACGUGGCUGAGGGAGCACACCUUUCUGUACGAUAAGUCAUCUGCCCAGUUCAAAAUGAGAGAAAAAAAGAGCAGGACAUGGCGGGAAAAGGAGGACGAAUUGGACUUGAAUCCCGGAGAUCUGUCAUCGAUUUGGUAUCUCAACAUGAGAACCCUGUUUUCCAGACUCAUCAAGACAUCUCGCAAGUCAGGAUCUGGUGCUGCAGAGCGAACAGCAAGACAGGAAUGGAUUCUGAACAAAUUUGAAUUCAUCCGGCCAUACCUGGUUCAGUUGCGUCAUCAGAGAGGAUCCAAUUUUGCUGAAAAGAGGAAGGAGCUUGCCCCAGAGGAAACAGAUGAUGAUGGUGAUACCGCUUCAAAAAGCAGCUAG